CAAAUCGAAAAUAAGAACAACAAAUGCCACACGUCUGGUCAACAAUUGACAAAUUUAGACAAUUUUUUUUAGUGUGAGAAUAAAUUGAAACAACGAAAAUAAUAUCAGUUAUUUAUCCCACCUGAAAAACCAAAAGAUAGCCCACAAACGGACAUACAAAGUCGCGAACAGAGCUUAAAGCGGCUUAUGUGCGGUUGUUUAUAAACACAAAUAAAUUGCGAAUAGUGUUGAUUUAAUUACCAAGCCAAGUAAAAAGUGGUUAAAUUACCAAAAAUAAGAAGAAAGAACCCUGAAGAAGAGUCUUAACUCUUUUUCUUUAAACGAUUUACCCAACAAACACCAAAAUCAAAACUGCAACAUCCACCGAAGCUAAACCACGUCUUUAAAAACAAACAACCAAGAAACAAAAAUUUUAAAACAAACAUUACGUUCUACAACCUUAAAGCCAAUAACAAACAACAAACCUACGCUCUUGCAACAAGCCAACCCAUCACCAUCAGUCGAGAAGUAAAAGAAACAACAACUACCGCUCCACAUCACAACAGUAAAGUGCCGCGAUUACAACAAAGCUCCUCACCUCCCACUCACCAGCCAGCGCUCUUUCUCCGCUCUCCCUCUGUGUGUGUGUGUGUCGCUCUCCCACCUGAACCAGCCGUGUCGCUGUCUGUGUAAGCGUCGUGCUUUCGUACUGUGCGUGUGUGUGUGUGUCUGUGUGCGUGUUUUGGCCGUGCCGUGCGUAAUUCGUGUGCAGGUGUGCGUGAGAGCCAGAGUCAGCGAGAGAGAGCGUGUGCGUUGUUGUUGUAUGCUAUGUCAGGGAGCGGGGGCAUCAAGGCGCUCCUUCAGGCGGCUUACUUACUCGAGCAGAAUGAGAAGCUCCUGCAGGCGGGAGGCGGCAACGGUGUCGUCGGAGUGGGCGUGGCCCUGCCCCAGCAGCUGCCGCAACAGCCGUCGCUGCACUGCUCUCUAACCAACGGAAAAACAAUUUCCAUCAUCAACAACAACAACAAUAGCACCAACAUCAACAACAACAACAGCACGAGUCAGCUGAAUAGGAACAGCAGCAGCAGCAGUAACGGUAUUAUUGCCACACCAUCGUUAACGAACGGAAAUGGAAGUGGCAGCAACGGAGUCGGGAUCUUCGGUAACGUAAACGGUCUAACCAAUGGCCACUGCAACACGCGCGGCGGCGUGGGAGAGGAGUACGUUGUCGGCGGCAGCGCUGUCAGCAACGGGCACAGCGAAGGUCGCACCAUCAUCUCGGAGGACGAUACCUCCUCGAGCAACAGAAUCAUCCACCACCCCCCGCAACAUGCAACAGGCAGAGCAGCAGCCGCAACAACAGCCGGCGCUGGGGCUGGGGCAGGUGCAGGGGCAGGGGCAGCAGCUGGAGCAGGAAGAGGAAGCAAUUCCCCAAGCUCUUCCGGUACCGCCUCGCCCUCCUCAUCCGCCUCACCAUCUCAGCCGUCGCCACCCGCGAACAACUCUCCCAACCACUCCCCCACGGGAAGUCGCCCUGCCGUUUUGUUGGUGCCACCAUCCGCCACCACAAAUCCUCUGAAGCACAAGCUCCCUGCCACCUGGAAGGGCACCCUGGUGGAGAUACCGGAAAAGUAUCUCCACUUGCAAGACCUGCAAAGUUAUCCCCAGCAGGAGCAAUCGCAAUCGCAGUCGCGGCAACACUUGGGCCUGGGAAAAUCGAGCUUCACCCUGACCCCGCCCCCAAUGCCCACGCGGAAGGUGGGCGACACGCGCACCCGCUCCUACUCACUCUCCUCCCAUAAAUUUUCAGCACCCGGCCAGGAGGCGCACCACUUUCAGGCCGGCCUGGGCCUGGGCGCCUAUGUCCGGAGCGGCAGUGGCGGCGCCAGCACCGGCCUGCCCUUCCGCUCGAUAUUCAACGUCCAGACGAUCGCCGCGGUGGCCGCUGCGGGCGCUGGUGCGGGAACGGGCGCGGGAGCGAUACCGGGCGCCGGUGUGGGAGCAGUGGCUGGUUCCGCAGCCAUGAACGUCGCCUCCUCCGCCCCCGCCGGCUCCCAGCUGACCGCCCACACCCAACCCGCCCACCUGGGACGAAGGCGCACCACCAGUUCCAACAGCAACGGAGCUGGCACUCGGGAAGUGCACAACAAGUUGGAGAAGAACCGGCGCGCCCAGCUGAAGGAGUGCUACGACCAGCUGAAGAAGGAGCUCCCCAUGAAGGACGAGGACCGCAAGAAGACCUCCAACUUGAUCAUACUCGAUACGGCCCACAAAUAUGUCAGGCAACUGACGGCGCGCAAUCGGGAGCAGGAGGCGGAGGUGGAGCUGUUGGCGAAACAAAAAAUUGAGUUACAGAAGCGUCUCAGCGACAUCAGCAAGCGAUUCAACCUUCAGAGGGACACGCCAACAGACCAGCAGCCGCAGCAGCAGCAGCAACAGAGCAUUCCACAAGCAACCGACAAAGCCGUUUGCCUGGCCCCCAACGCCACAUCCACAUCCACGCCCGCAACCACCGCACCAGGUGCAGGAGCAGCCGGCGCCGCAGGACAACAGCAUCUGACAACAGCAUCCAGUGGUCGCAACGGCACCACCAUCCUGUUCGAGGCAGCCCCCGUCUGUGCCACUGGGCCAACAACUGUGAUAAACAAAACGAAUGCCACACCAGCCAGCAACAUUAGUGCCGCCGCGAACGGCAAUGGCAGCAGUAAACACACUGGAGCUGCCGCCACCGCCGCCCUCACCCCGGCCAUCGGGUUCAUGACACUGAAGAGUGGCAACGGCAACAGCUUACUGGCAAUCUCACCAACGGCUAUCGCUAUCCAGCAGCAGCAGGCCCAGCAAUUGCAACUGCAGCAGCAGCAUCAUCACAGUAGCCCAGCGGGCAGUCCAAGCAGCAACGGAGCCGCAGGAGGCGGGGCUGGUGCCGGAGCUGGAGUGGUGGGUGCCACCAUUACGAGGGGAUCGCCCACUCCGUCGACGCCAUCGCCGUCGCCGAGCUCCUCGUCGAGCGGCGUCUCCUCGUCGGCCUCGUUUAUCGGUUCGUCGUCCUCCUCCUCCUCAUCGUCCUCCUCGUCGUCCUCCUCAUCGUCGUCGUCGUCCAGCUCGUCGUCCAGUUCGUCCUCGCCCACGCAGCAAACCCCCACGGCAACGGCCACCGCCCAUCUGGUGGGUGCUCGGAGUGUGAACCUCAAGUUCCACGGUGGGGCAGGUGGUGGAGCCACCGCCUUAAAUGGCGGAGCCACCAUUGUGGCUGCAGCAGUGCCCACAUCGGGUGGAGGAGCGAAUGGCUUCCAUCAAACGGACAAGGAUCGCAACUACAAUUUCCUGAUGCUGAGUGCUGGAACAACCGCGCAGUAACACACCAACAAACACCACAGAAGGGUUUUAACAACUAAAAAGAACAACUGAAAUGUGUGCAACAGCUCCCACCUUAUAAGAUGUAAUAACAACAACAACAACAACUAGAAGAACUACAACACUUUUUUUUUUACAAAAAAAAGAAAAAAAAAAGAAAACUAAAAAGAAUGAAAAAAACUGAAGGCGUGUUUUUUACUCUUCGCACACAUCAAACAACAAACAACCUGAAAGCUGUCAUUUUUGCAUGAUAUUUCAACAACAACAAACAGUUCCGCCCAACACAUUAGCAUCGAUUUUGAAAAUCAAAAAACCAGAAGAGAGGGAGAUUAUUUUUAAAAAUGUCAUUGUUUUGUAGAAGAACAUCAAGCAACAACAGCCCGGGGGAGUUAGUUACCGAAAAGAGGUACAAAAACAAACAAAACACACCAACAAUACACCACAGAAGACCAACAACAAAGCAGAACAUUUCAACAACAACAAGGAAAACAAUAAGAAUCGGAAGCAAUAGGCAGUGAGCGGCAAAAAAAUGUUCAACAACAAUAUUCAACAACAAAAUUAACAACAAAAACGUCAACCAUGUUCAACAACAGCAACAACCGGCAUACAAAUCCCAACAACAUGCAACUUUUUUAUCAACAAAACAUCCACAACAACCCAUAUAUAUAUAUAUAUAUGUUUAGAAGAGCAUAUACACGUAUACCUAAAUCUAAUUGUACUACUUUAUAGAGAAGAAAUAGAUCUAUCAGAAAACAAAAACACCAAGCAACAUUUCAAAACCGUAUAAGAGUGGCACACCCAUAAACUAAAAAACAAAAACCAACAAAAAACUAAAAAACCGAAAGCUAGACAAAAAAAACGAUAAAAAAAACAAAAGCAUAUAUAGAAAAAAUAUAAAGAAAAAAAAAACCAAAAUGCGCUGUUGUAACAGAAACCACCAAUGGGUAACGCUUUAUAAAUAUAUACACAUACACACAUAUAUAUAUAUAUGAGUAAAUAUAUAUAUAUAUAACUAUUAUAUAUAUAUAUACCUAAAACUAAAACGAAAGUCAAGCAAAAUAUAAUUAAAAAAACAUGUCAGAUUUCCAUAAUCAGUGUGGCAAGUAGUUAACUUUCUGAAUUCAGAAAUCGGAAAUCUUGAAUCUGUAAUCUGAUUUUCUUGACCAAACUAAAGAACCGAACCAGAAACCUUAGCAAUAAUGGCGAAACCAUAACGAUAACGAUAACUAUUCUAAAUUUUUCUCACACCCUCCCCAACGUCUAUCGAUUUGAAAAAACCUUUUUCGAAAACUGAAACAUGAAGCAGAAAUCAAAUUAGAGUGUUUGUGUGUAUGUACCGUGUGUGUAGCCCAGCAUUAAUCAUAGAAAUAUUGAAUAGUGUAAACCAGAAAUAUAUAUAUAUAUAUACAUAUAUUAUUAAUAUUGAAAACUGAAGCGAGAGAGCAUGAACGAGAGCGAGAUGGGAGGAUGGUGGGAGUGCGAGGAAGAUGGCGCGAGUGUUGUAUCUUGUAUCUGUGUAAUACCCAUUUGAAUUAGAAACUAAACGUAGAGAGCUAAUUGUGUAGCAAAAAUUUGUGUAAUAGUGCAAUAAGCUAACAGAAUCCCUUACCAUCCCCCACCCCCCGCCCUUCAUUAUGUGUAAGCCCUCAAGAUUUGUUAAAGAAUUUAACUGAUAAUCUGUAUCUUUUUCAUUUUUUUAAUUUGUUGUUCGGUGGAAAAAAACAAACCCACAUACCCGAUAGUCGAUAGUGCGUUUUAUGGCCAAAAAGCAGCUUCUAAAGUGUUUAAUUUAUUCUUGCCGCCUUAUUGCCAUUAACCGCACUGUAUCACCAAUCAAAGUAGGCAAGAUAACGCAUCUCCUAAAUCAGCCCAAAAAACCAUUUGAUACAAAAAUUAAAUCGUUUGAAAAAAGCUUACAACAAUAUUUAUAUACAAGAGGGAAAACAAAAAAUGAUAGCAUAGAAUAGAAAAAAAUGAGAAUAAGCUAACAACAAAAAAUAAUAAUAUAAGCAAAAGGGAAAUCUAGCAAAAAUCAGCAAAACAACAAAAAAAAAAAAACUAAAUGUUAUAUUUUGGAGCAUUUUUUUCAAUGUGUAUGUGUUAGAGUAUAUAUAUAUAUAUAUAGCCCUAGAUAAAAACGGAAGGAGGAGGAGGAGGAGCAUGGAGGUGGAGAAUUGAUAAAAGUAUUAGCAAAAGAUAUCUCUUGAACAAUAACGAAAUGGACAGGCAGCGAGGAAAAUGCAAAGGAGGGCAGAGAUUUCUUGUCCCCAAACAAAAAUUGGUAAUUAGAAGUCUUUCCUUUUUUUUUUUUUUUAACAUAUAUCGGGGUAAUGAACAUAAAGCUAUAUAUCAUCUAUCUAAAUAUAUAUAUGUAUACACGAACUAAAGCUAGUAGAAGGAGGAGCGACGACAGGAGGAUAGGGCGAUAAAUAGGGAAAUGAUAGAACAGAGCGUGAAAUUUUCGAUAUAUUUUGUAAAUACUUUAAAGCGACCGGAAACGGAAACGGACCCGCAAAUGGGAACAGAAGCAGAAAAACUGUCAACAUAACUGUCAAGUAAAAAACAAUUUU
Drosophila bipectinata is the source of this 5903-nucleotide messenger RNA. RefSeq names its product Mnt (gene Mnt). Gene Ontology annotation, biological process: regulation of transcription by RNA polymerase II. Gene Ontology annotation, molecular function: RNA polymerase II cis-regulatory region sequence-specific DNA binding; DNA-binding transcription factor activity, RNA polymerase II-specific; protein dimerization activity. NCBI's taxonomy places the organism in Eukaryota, Metazoa, Arthropoda, Insecta, Diptera, Drosophilidae. The record is from RefSeq and is a predicted model, not a curated record.